AUGUUCCUUGCGAGACCUCGACCUUCUAUUUCGGCAAUUAGAUGUAGCUUGCAAAGAUGGCUCGCAUCGUCGGCAUCUUCCGGAAGCGGCGGAAAAGACAUUGCGCCGUGUGCGAAAAUUGCAAAAUUCGACUCAUGCCAGCUGGAUCCUUGCAUGCUAGACCCAUGCAAUCCAGAGCCGACUGUCGUGAUUAUUGGCGCGGGAAUGGCUGGUCUUUCCGCGGCGCAUCGACUGGCGCAAUGCGGCCUCAAAAAUUUUACAGUUCUCGAAGCCACAGACCGACCAGGCGGACGAAUCCAUUCGUGUUGGCUCGGCGAUGUCGUGGCCGAAAUGGGCGCAACGUACAUCGAAGGUGGCUCAGUAACAAACGCCGCAUUCACUUUGGCGGCCCAAGAGGGCUUGCUAAAGCCACCACUGUACAGGCCAGAUCCGAGCAAAGGUCUGUUUUGUACGAGCGAAGGACGGGCUAUCGACCUGCCCGUCAGCAUCACGGCUUACCACACCUUUCGACAAAUUGAACAGCAAGCGGCUGCGCUUUUCGCUUUGGGGUGCGGUCGGAAUCAUGGCAACUUGUUAAACUUCAUGGGACUGAGAAUACAGCAAGAGCUUCACAAUUUUCCGGAGGAACAAAGAUACGACGCGGCGCGAGUGAUGUACGGCCUGACAAAUUGCGUUCGUUGCCGUUGCGGUGACGACUUGUCGCUGGUAUCGGCCGAUCAAUUCGGUAGCUAUGUGGAGAUCCCAGGGGGUAACGUGAGAGUACCACUGGGCUACGUCGGCAUGCUAGCACCACUUUUACGGGAGCUGCCGAGCUGCUCGCUCAAGUAUUGCAAGCCGGUGAGCUGCGUCCGAUGGGGCGCUGUCAGCGAAUCGUGUCCGCGCGCCUUGGUCAAAUGUUGCGACGGCGAGGAGCUACUCGCCGAUUACGUUAUCGUCACCGUCUCGCUCGGCGUGCUCAAACAUCAGCACGACAAGCUGUUCUGUCCCGCGCUGCCUGCCGAGAAAGUCGAGGCGAUCGCUAAGUUGGGCUACGGAUGCGUCAAUAAGAUCUUUUUGGAAUACGAGAGGCCUUUCUGGGUGUGGCACGAGGGUGGUAUCAGGCUUGCCUGGUCUGCCGACGAACUCGCCGAUCGAUGCGACUGGGUCAAAGGCGUAUCGAUGGUCGAGGAAUUGAUAGGCUCGCAGCACGUGCUAUGCGCAUGGGUCGCCGGUAGGGAAGCAGCGGAUAUGGAGCUUUGCUCGGACGAGGAAGUCGUUGAUUCGAUGACACGGCUCUUACGUCAAUUUACCGGUGACCCCACACUGCCAUACCCCAGUAACUUGCUGCGAAGCAAGUGGUGCAUGGAUCAGAAUUUCGCUGGAUCUUACAGCUACAUGGCUAUGGAUAGCACUGUUGGACAUCAGUGUGAUUUGGCCAGUCCUUUACCUGGUUCUUGCGAGCCUGUAGCGCCGAUCUUAUUUUUCGCCGGUGAAGCGACUAUACCUGGCCACUAUAGUACGGUUCACGGGGCAAGAUUGAGCGGAAUACGCGAAGCAGAUCGAAUAAUUCAGCUGACGAAACGUUUCAAUGGACCACCCAAAAAACUGCCACAGCUCAAUCCUGCAUGUCCAUGAUUGGUAAUCGAAAACUAUUGUAUAAAACUU
Molecule: messenger RNA, 1644 nt
Organism: Phymastichus coffea
Lineage: Eukaryota; Metazoa; Arthropoda; Insecta; Hymenoptera; Eulophidae
Product: peroxisomal N(1)-acetyl-spermine/spermidine oxidase-like
Exons: 6
Coding region: 1-1614 (537 amino acids)
Molecular function (GO): polyamine oxidase activity
Source: RefSeq, a predicted model, not a curated record